Molecule: messenger RNA, 2553 nt
Organism: Adineta steineri
Lineage: Eukaryota; Metazoa; Rotifera; Eurotatoria; Adinetida; Adinetidae
Source: the annotation of a GenBank genome assembly
AUGUCACAUGAUAAAACUGAUGGUCAAGAUUCAUCAUCUCAACGUGCUAUUUCUAAAUUUGUUUGUAUCUGCCAAUCUAUUGUUUCGAACAUCGUCUAUAACUUUACUGAUCUUUUUACAUCAUAUACCUGUUUAGAAAAUUUAUCAAAUGAAAUUUUGUACGAAAUAUUGGAAUAUCUUGAUGCUUAUGAUAUACUUAAGCCAUUCUCAAAUCUUAAUAAUCGUUUACGAAAUCUUAUCAUUUCUUCGCCAAUUUUACUUCGAAUAAACCUUGAUUCAAAAUCAACAUCUCUACUCGAAUGUCGUUGUCAACAUGUUAUUAUUCCAAAUACACAUCGUAUUCUUUCACUUCAUUUGACUGAUUAUUGGACUGAUCCAUCACUGAUUGAUACAUUCUUUAAUCAUUGUAUUAUUGAUUCAUCAUCUCGUCGUCUUGAAUCAAUUAUUCUCAAUGGAAUCAAACCAGAGAAACUAUUCGCGACUCUUUUUUAUUUAAAUACUUUAUCUCGUCUCUUUUCACUAACCGUUUCCAUAAAGAUUGAUGAUUAUUAUGAUUUUGGGAAUAUUUAUUCAUUAUUUUUUUCUUUAUCUACAUUAAAAUAUAACCAACUAUCAACAUGUACUGAUGAUUUACAAAUUAAUAUUCCAGAUGUGAUCAAUAAAAAAUUUAGUACGAUCGAAUAUCUGGGUGUUAAUUAUUUUUGUACUCUUAAUCAACUAAAUUCUCUACUUCAUUACACACCACACCUUCGUCGUCUAUUUUGCCAUCGACUGAUUAAAUCAGAUGAAAUUUUCAAAAACGAACUAUCGAUGAAAGUACCACAUUUAAAAUACAUUUGUGUUGAAGAAUUGCUUGCUUCGUUUGAUGAAUUUGAAGUAUUUAUUAAGGAAAUAUCCUCUCAAUUACAAAUAUUGAACAUUGGCAUACCUUGGGAUAAAGCUUAUCUUGAUGGUAAUCGUUGGGAGCGAUUAAUUCAAAAAUAUAUGCCUGAAUUAGAAAAAUUCUACUUCAGUUUUGUUCAGGAUAUUGGUAAUAAUAUGAAGACAAACUCAAGUGAUUCAACUGAUGGAUUCAUUAAUCGAUUCAAUUCACCAUUUUGGUUUGAACGAAAAUGGUUUCGUGAGCUACACGUAUAUAAUAAAGAAAUGGUUUUUUUAAUUCAUCCAUAUAGAAAAGAAUGGAUCAAUCUUCAUGAACAUGUGAAUACUGCCACGUAUUCGAAACAAAAUUCGAUAGAAGAUAAUUAUAUUUCUAAUCAAGAAAAAACUGAUCAUCGUAUUAUACAAUUUACUAUUAGGGAUUAUAAAUUUACCGAACUUAAUUGGCGAUUGAUUAAGAAAUUAAAAUGCGCUUUUAAAGCAAUUCAAUUUACUCAUUUAGAUAUAAAUAAUAAUAGCAUGUCUAUUAACAUGUUACUCGAUAUUCUACAUUUGUUGCCAAAUAUUGAAUCAUUAAAACUGUCAUCUAUACCAAUACUUCAGUUAGAAUCUUUAUCUACUGAAGAUACCAAAAAUCAUCUAUCAGUAUCAGCUAUUAACAAAAUAACAAAAGUCAAACUUGGCCAAGUUAUAGAAGAACAACAAAUUGAAUUUUUUAUCAAUCUUUGUCCGCAUAUAAAAUAUCUUGAAGUAGGUUGUAUGCCAAAUGCAGAUGUCCCAUUACUUAUGAAAUUUAUUAUGAAUCAAAGGACACGUAUUCCUAAUCUCUGCUACCUAUGCUUCAUCACUCCUAUGGCAGAUGAAAACAUGCAGUCAUAUUUUCAAUUAUUUACUAAGUGUUUAUCAUCUCCAAUGAGUUCUCCUGAUCAUAAUCAAGAUGCAAGUAUUAAAUGCGAUACGUUUGAUCAAAUUCAUCGUUCACAAGAUAUUGAUCAACAUGAACGUCAUUUACUUGAUGAACAACUUGAUUGGUUAACUGUCAAUCAUGAUGAUUUGAAAGAAGAUAUUUUAGAACGAAUUGCAAGACCCAAAUUUCAUCCAUCAAUGGCUAUAAUUGAUAGAUGGGAAGAACAGGCUAUAGCGCGUAUUCGAUACACAGCAGUUCUUGCUCGUCGAACACUUUUUAACGCUUUAGAUAAACAUAUGUUGGAAGUAAGCAAGACAUUGAAUAAAUUAACACCAAAAUUAUGUGAAGCACGUUGGCAUACUAAGCCUUUUGAUAAAAAUGAUAUACAAGAAUGGAACAAUAUAUUACGUGAAUUAAAGAAAACACCAAUAUUUCCUGCUACUAUUCAUAACAUUAACUAUAUUCCUGAAUUAACUAUCGAUCUUAGAACACAGUAUCAAAGUCCUCAGUAUGAAACAGAAUCACAUGGUGUAGUUUCCUUUAUUUAUGAUUCGAGUUAUUCUACUACUAUAUCAAAUGAAGAUCAAGACGAACCAAUAUACGAAAAUAUACCAAAUUCACCUAGUUUAGACAACGAAACAAUAAAGAAUGAUACCGUUACUUUAAAUACAGUACAAAUUAUUACACCAGAAAACGCUUUGGUUAACGAAAAACAACAAAAUAACCAAAUGAAUAGAGAAUUUUCAUUUGAUGUAAUAAUUCGCUGA